Molecule: messenger RNA, 5210 nt
Organism: Cornus florida
Lineage: Eukaryota; Viridiplantae; Streptophyta; Magnoliopsida; Cornales; Cornaceae
Product: DNA (cytosine-5)-methyltransferase 1
Exons: 12
Coding region: 340-5001 (1553 amino acids)
Cellular component (GO): nucleus
Molecular function (GO): chromatin binding; DNA (cytosine-5-)-methyltransferase activity
Source: RefSeq, a predicted model, not a curated record
UCCGUUCCUGUAUAAAUUAGGUGGGAUAAGCCCGUUUGACCUAGAAGAUAAAUUUUCGGCCGGACAUAUUUUAGUGGGCGGGUGGCGCCAAACCUUGAAAAUGCUUUCCCGCUUGCAAAGCUAUUUGGUGUUUUCAAGUUUAAAUAAAGAGAGCCAAGUGAAUAAGACACAGUGGAGAGAGUUACAGACCAAGUUGCUUCUUCCAAGUCCCUUCUCUUUCCUCUCUCUAUAUCUAUAUUUAUCGGAUUGCUACAUUUUCUUAAAAAAUCUGUGAUUGUUUUGCCUUAUUUCUUGAAUUUGGAGCUGUUGUCUGAUCUGGAUUAAUCUUUCACUGCAAAAAUGGGAUCUGCAACUCUCUUAGAUACGACGGCUCCUAAAGGAGGAGUGAAGAAGAACAAAAGCAAAGUGACUGAAAAAGCAGCAGCAAAGAAUCGAAAAGGAAGGAAGAGAAAUGCGUCUGAUAGCUGUGAGGAGUCUGCUAGCUCUCACAAAAUGCCAAAACGUGCUGCUGCCUGUAUGGAUUUCAAGGAGAAAUCUGUUCGUAUAUCUAAAAAGUCUUCAGUUAUUGAAACAAAGAAGGACCAGUUGAUAGAUGAGGAGGCUGUAGCUGUAGGGAUGACUGCUGGUCAAGACGAUGGUAGGCCAUGUAGAAGACUCACAGAUUUCAUCUUUCACGAUUCAAGUGGUCUCCCACAACCCUUUGAAAUGCUGGAAGUUGAUGAUGUUUUUAUCUCUGGUCUCAUAUUGCCUCUUGAUGAAAAUGCUGACAAAGAAAAACAAAAUGGUUUUAGAUGUGAAGGCUUUGGGAGGAUAGAAGAAUGGGCAAUCUCCGGUUAUGAAGAUGGAUCUCCAGUGAUUUGGGUGUCAACUGAUAUUGCUGAUUAUGAUUGUGUCAAGCCCUCAGGAAGCUAUAAGAAGUUUUAUGAUCACUUCUUUGCAAAGGCUUAUGCCUGCAUUGAGGUAUACAAGAAACUUUCAAAAUCUUCUGGAGGGAAUCCUGACUUGAAUCUUGAUGAGUUGCUUGCUGGGGUUGUCCGUGCAAUGAGUGGAAACAAGUGCUUCUCAGGUGGAAUGUCUAUCAAGGAUUUUGUUAUUUCUCAGGGUGAGUUCAUCUAUAACCAACUAAUAGGAUUGGAUGAGACAUCCAAGAAGAAUGAUCAGCAAUUUGUAGAAUUGCCCGUUCUUUCUGCCCUUAGAGAUGAGAGUACGAAGCGUGUGGAUUUUGCACAGGCAAAAACAGCAUCUUCAGGUGGAAGUUUGACAAUUGGUCCAAAAAUCGGUGAUGGAGCAAAAAAAAUGAACCAAUCUGGUUCAUCAACUUAUGCAAUGGAGGAAGAUGAAGAUGUAAAAUUGGCGAGAUUGUUGCAGGAGGAGGAGAACUGGCGUUCAAUGAAGCAAAAGAAAAAUCAGGGUUUAGCCUCUUUGUCAAACAAAUUCUACAUAAAGAUUAAUGAAGAUGAGAUUGCAAAUGACUAUCCUCUGCCUGCAUAUUACAAGACAUCCAAUCAGGAAACAGAUGAGUAUAUAGUAUUUGACAGCGAUAGUGAUAUAUGUAAUACUGAUGAACUGCCACGAAGCAUGCUUCACAAUUGGUCUCUAUAUGACUCAGACUUGAGGCUGAUUUCCUUGGAGCUUCUUCCAAUGAAGCAGUGUGCUGAAAUUGAUGUUACCAUAUUUGGCUCGGGGGUUAUGACUGCUGAUGAUGGAACGGGUUUCUGUCUUGACAACGAUUCUGGCCAGUCUUCAUCAAGUGGUUCAGGAACACCUGACGUGGACGGGAUUCCAAUUUACUUGAGCCCAAUAAAGGAAUGGGUGAUUGAGUUUGGAUCCUCAAUGGUUUUCAUAUCAAUCCGAACUGAUAUGGCUUGGUAUAGGCUUGGCAAGCCAUCAAAGCAAUACACUCCAUGGUAUGAACCAGUUCUAAAAACAGCGAGGCUUGCAAUUAGCAUCAUUACAUUGUUGAAGGAGCAGAGCAGAGUAUCACGCCUUUCUUUUUCAGAUAUUGUCAAGAAAGUGUCUGAAUUUGAAAAGCGUUUUCCUGCUUACAUUUCAUCUGAUCCAGCAUCUGUGGAGAGAUACGUUGUUGUUCAUGGGCAAAUAAUAUUGCAACAGUUUUCAGAAUUUCCUGAUGAAAUGAUUAAGAAAAGUGCCUUUGUGAUUGGUCUUACAAAAAAAAUGGAAGAGAGGCACCAUACCAAAUGGCUAGUGAAGAAGAGGAAGGUUGUGGAGAGGAAUGAAACAAACUUAAAUCCUAGAGCAGGAAUAGCACCUGUGGUAUCGAAGAGGAAGGCUAUGCAGGCAACAACAACAAAGCUUAUCAACAGAAUCUGGGGGGAGUACUAUUCAAAUUACUCUCCGGAGGAUUCAAAAAAUGGAGCUAGUUGUGAAGUGAAAGAAGAAGAAGAAGAAGAAGAAGUUGAAGAUCAAGAAGACAUUGAGGAGGGGGAUGCAGAGGAGAAAUUAUUAGUUCCCGAGAAAAUCCAUACACCUCCUUCAGCAUCCAGACGAAUUAAAUCAUGCUCAACGAGAAAAGAAAUUAGAUGGGAUGGGGAGUCUGUGGGCAAAAGAUCUUCUGGUGAGGCUCUUUACAGAAGAGCUGUUGUCCGUGGAGAUGUGAUUGCUGUGGGGGAUGCUGUUUUUGUAGAAGUUGUUGAAUCAGAAGAACUUCACAGCAUAUAUUUUGUGGAAUGCAUGUUUGAAACGUUGGAUGAAUGCAAAAUGUUUCAUGGAAGAAUGAUGCAACGAGGAUCCCAGACUGUUCUUGGAAACACAGCCAAUGAGAGGGAGGUUUUUUUGACAAAUGAAUGCAUGGAAUUUGAAUUGGAGGAUGUUAAAGAAAAGAUUGUUAUGAAUAUAAAAUCGAUCCCUUGGGGACAUCAGUACAGGAAAGAUAAUGAGAAGGCUGAUAAAAUUGAUAAAGCAAGAGCAGAAGAGAGGAAGAAAAAAGGAUUACCAAUUGAAUAUUACUGUAAAAGCUUGUAUUGGCCUGAGAGAGGUGCUUUCUUCAGCCUUCCCUUUGAUGCUAUGGGUCUUGGAUCUGGUAUGUGCCACUCUUGCAAAUUGAAGAAAGCUGAGAGUGAAAAGGAACUUUUUAGUGUGAAUGCACGGAAGACCAGUUUUAUAUACAAGGGAACUGAGUAUUCCAUUCAUGAUUUUGUCUAUGUGAGUGCCCAUCACUUCGCCGCAGAAAGGAUGGAGAAUGGAACCUUUAAGGGUGGGAGAAAUGUGGGAUUAAAGGCUUAUAUUGUAUGUCAAUUGCUUGAAAUUGUUGUUCCCAAGACACCGAAACAAGCUGAAACAAAUUCUACCCAGGUUAAAGUGAGAAGGUUUUACAGACCAGAGGACAUUUCGGUUGAGAAGGCAUACUGUUCUGAUAUUCGAGAGGUGUAUUAUAGCGAAGAAACACACGAUGUGUCUGUUGAGACAAUAGAAGGGAGAUGCGAAGUCAGAAAGAAGCAUGAUCUUCCAUCAUAUGAUGUCUCUGCAAUCUUUGAACAUAUUUUCUUUUGUGAAUAUCUAUAUGAUCCUUCUAAGGGAUCCCUCAAGCAGAUGCCAUCUCACGUCAAAUUAAGGUACUCAACUGGGAAGGUAAAUGAUGAUGCCACAUCUAGAAAGAAAAAAGGAAAGUGUAAAGAAGGGGAAAAUGAUUUAGUUGAGAAACCAAAAGAAUCAUUUGAGAACCGCUUGGCAACUUUAGAUAUUUUUGCUGGUUGUGGUGGUUUGUCAGAGGGAUUGGAGCAGUCUGGUGUCACAACUACCAAGUGGGCAAUUGAAUAUGAAGAGGCUGCUGGAGAUGCAUUUAAACUUAAUCACCCAGAUUCAUUGAUGUUUAUUAAUAAUUGCAAUGUGAUUCUAAGGGCUGUCAUGGGGAAGUGUGGGGAUGCAGAUGACUGUAUUUCAACUGCAGAGGCUGCUGAAUUAGCUGCAGCACUAGGUGAGAUGGAGGUCAAUAAUUUACCUCUGCCAGGACAAGUGGAUUUUAUCAAUGGGGGGCCUCCAUGCCAGGGUUUCUCAGGAAUGAACAGGUUUAACCAAAGCUCCUGGAGUAAAGUUCAGUGUGAGAUGAUUUUGGCAUUCUUAUCCUUUGCUGAUUACUUUAGGCCAAAGUUCUUCCUCCUUGAGAAUGUGAGGAAUUUUGUGUCUUUCAACAAAGGACAGACAUUCCGUUUAACUCUAGCUUCUCUUCUUGAGAUGGGUUAUCAGGUGAGGUUUGGUAUCCUUGAAGCUGGAGCAUUUGGAGUUUCUCAGUCUAGGAAGAGAGCGUUUAUAUGGGCAGCAUCUCCGGAAGAGACUCUCCCAGAGUGGCCAGAGCCCAUGCAUGUCUUUGCUGCGCCAGAGUUGAAAAUCACAUUAUCAGGAAAUUUGCAGUAUGCAGCUGUACGAAGUACUUCAACUGGAGCCCCAUUUCGUUCGAUAACUGUUAGAGAUACAAUAGGAGAUCUACCUGCUGUUGGCAAUGGGGCGUCUAAGACUAACUUAGAGUAUCAAGGUGAUGCUGUCUCUUGGUUUCAAAAGAAAAUUCGGGGGAACAUGAUGGUCUUGUCUGACCAUAUAUCAAAAGAAAUGAAUGAGCUUAAUCUCAUUCGGUGUCAGAGAAUUCCAAAGCGUGCAGGUGCAGAUUGGCAUGACCUUCCAGAAGAGAAGGUUAAAUUGUCUACUGGGCAAGUGGUUGACUUGAUACCAUGGUGCCUACCAAAUACAGCCAAGAGGCACAAUCAGUGGAAGGGGCUAUUUGGAAGGCUGGAUUGGGAGGGGAAUUUCCCAACUUCCAUUACGGACCCCCAACCAAUGGGUAAGGUGGGCAUGUGCUUUCACCCCGAGCAGAACAGGAUUCUUACAGUUCGAGAAUGUGCCCGUUCUCAAGGAUUCCCGGAUAGCUAUAAAUUUGCUGGUAACAUUCUGCACAAGCACAGGCAGAUUGGAAAUGCUGUCCCUCCUCCUCUGGCAUUUGCACUGGGGAGGAAACUCAAGGAAGCAGUAGAGAGUAAGAUGUCAAAGUAGUUUUCCACUAUGUCGCAAGUGAAUGAUCCUUAGAGGAAGAAGUUUUUUACGGCUGCAUAUAAUGCUUCAUUAAGUUAUUCAGUUUUUGGGUAAAGUAUGUGAGAACCACAAUUUCUGUGGUUUGGUGGUGCAUUUGGGAUGAUACGUCAAAAUAUUAUUGUCGAAAUGUAAUAUAUUGUUUACACGUAAAUUUAGCUAUAUCAUUCACC